GGAGCUGCAUGCCGGGAGGGGCGGAGCUGCUUUAAAUCGCAGCGCCGGGCGGUUCUGCAUCUCAGAGAACUCUGCCACUUCUCGCUUCCAGACUCCGCAGCCGCCGACCCGGACCAGAAGCCAGGAGCCUCGCCCGCAACCGCGCAGGGAGCAGGGGUCCUAGCCAUAACUUGAUCGCCCGAGACCCCGCCACCUUCGGGAGCCCAGGUGUGCACCUUGCAAACUCCGCCUUCUGCACCUGCCACCUGAGCCCGCGCGAGCCUGGGACCGAGCCAUGGCCAACGCGGGGCUGCAGCUGUUGGGCUUCAUCCUGGCCUCGCUGGGAUGGAUCGGCUCCAUCGUCAGCACCGCCUUGCCCCAGUGGAAGAUUUACUCCUAUGCUGGGGACAACAUCGUGACGGCCCAGGCCAUCUUCGAGGGGCUGUGGAUGUCCUGCGUUUCGCAAAGCACCGGGCAGAUCCAGUGCAAAGUCUUCGACUCCUUGCUGAAUCUGAGCAGUACUUUGCAGGCAACCCGUGCCUUGAUGGUGAUUGGCAUCCUGCUGGGGCUGAUCGCAAUCUUUGUGUCCACCAUUGGCAUGAAGUGCAUGAAGUGCUUGGAAGAUGAUGAGGUGCAGAAGAUGUGGAUGGCUGUCAUCGGGGGCAUUAUAUUCGUCGUUUCUGGUCUGGCGACUUUAGUGGCCACAGCAUGGUAUGGAAAUAGAAUUGUUCAAGAAUUCUAUGACCCCAUGACCCCCGUCAAUGCCAGGUAUGAAUUUGGCCAGGCCCUCUUCACUGGCUGGGCUGCUGCCUCCCUCUGCCUCCUGGGAGGUGCCCUACUUUCUUGCUCCUGUCCCCGGAAAACAACCUCUUACCCAACACCAAGGCCUUAUCCCAAGCCGACACCUUCUAGUGGGAAAGACUACGUGUGACAGAGGCAAAGGGAAGAAAUCCUGCUGGAGCAAAUACAAAGUGGACGUUGAAACUAGUAUUGACAUUAAGGCCUUAAACUGUUGACUCUGGUGAUCUGAGCUGUAGUAUAACAAAAGGAAGCAUAUUUUUGUACAUCCCUGUGGUUAUGAGGGGCUUGGCUGUGCCUUACCAUCUUUCCUGAGUACAGGAAGGAAGCCUUUUGCAUUUGAACUGCUGCUUCCUACUGAGAAGUCCUACUCAAACUGGGGAAGGGUGCUCCUUAAACGUGUAUAAAUAUGUAUAUAUACAUAUUUUCUAUUAAAACAUAGACAGUUAAAAACCUCUUAUUCUCCUCAUGUUGGUACCAACAUACUUAAAAUGACUAAAAUACAGACAAUUCCAUAUUGACUAAGUAAGCCUAGUGAUCUAUUUUUCUUUCUUUCUGUGAACAUGUGGUCAAUGAAAUAUCACCCCCUCAUCAGCAGUUAGCAUCCUUGCCCUAAGACCAAACUUCCUUAUCAAGUCUGACUUCAUUCCCUUUCCCAUGUGUACUCUUCACAACAACAUAUUUAAAUUUUUUUUUCUCUGACAACAACUGCUUUUUCAGCCUGGUACUUUGAGGUUUGUUUCUAACUCCUGAAUCUAAUCACGAAUUUCCCAGCCCACAUUUGAAGCUUAAAACAAGUCCGAAUCACUUAGCACAUCCAUUUCUGAGCUGUGGGAGCAAAUCUUCUGGAUAGCUGAUGUUUUUCUGCUGACCUUCCCUCAUGGUCCUUGCCCUUUGGUCUGUAGCCGUCUUGUUUGCUUUGAAAAUAUUUGUUUCACUGAGUGGCUGUCCUGCUAACCCUGUUGUUGAAACAGUUUUAUUGAUUGCAUUUUUCACGUACUUAUUCACCAUUCCAUAUCCUGCCAACUACGUUUUUCUUCUUCGCUCCUCGGCUAUCUUGAUUUCUCACAUAUAAUUAUCAUAUGUUUUAGCUCUUCUCUGGGAGGUGUGGUCUGUUUAUCUGCACGAAGUGCUAGACUUGCAGGAGCGAUAAUAUAGUGACAAAUAUUCUCUCUGUAGCUGUGAGCAAUUUACAGUCUUUAUACCUCUUUUCCCAUCUGUCAAAUUGGGAUAAUUACACUUAACCAGCUGGUAGAGGUAAUGUGAGCAUUAAUUAGUUGAUAUGACUCUCAUUCUUUGAACAUGAAAUAUGCCUAAGUAGUGUUUUUCCUUGCUCAAUUAGCAGUUUUGAAGUCACUGAAUAAAAUCUCCACACACGCCUUCACACUGUUCCGUAUCUUUCUUUUUUCAUGAGACUAUUUCAUCUCCUUCAGCUGUGCCUGGCCUCUUGUUGGUGCUGUUUCAUUUUGACAAGUGCUCUUACUAUUCUAAUCUGUAGGAAAGGCCCUUCAGCAGAGCAAGAUGAUGUAGUAGAAAGUGUUGACAUUGACAUUUUGAGACCUGGAUUUGAAUCUUGGUGCUAUCACUUAAUGACUGACUCGGGCAAAGGCACUUGGUUGCCCUAAAUGUAUUGCUACAUCUACAUAAGUUCUUUAAUUCCUGCCCUGACUAUGUCACAGGAUUCGAGAGGGGACACAUGCAAACAUGGUUUUAUGAGGUGAAACAUGUUGCUCUAUAGUCAUCAAGGAAUUUAAGUUAAUAGGUUUUGUGGUUAUUUUUUAAACAACUGGAAAGAGAGAGUUGUUAAUUGGGUCUCUUUCCUUAAGAAGUCUCACAAUGAGCUACUAAAGCUCACUAAGUUAAACUGAUCUUGUUUUUAAAGUUUUUGUUGAGACAGUGUCUCAAUCUGUGGCUCAAGCUGGCCAAGAACUUUUGUGUCAUCCAGAGAUUCUUGUGCAUCAGCUUCCCAGCUGUUGAGAUGAUAUGCAUGAUUCCCCUGCUCCCCACGACAUUACAUCUUAAUUUCAUCAGUCUGUAACUAAGUAAAUGUAAUGAAGGAAAUUGACAGUGUGGACACUAAAGGAGUAUGAAUUGCUCUUUGUGAAGUGAUACUUUCAAAGUUGGAUAGAAGCCAGCAGUUCUAGAAGAGAUUGAGAACAUUUAGUGGUAAAACCACAUGGAGAAAGUUAUACAAAGGAUGGAGUCAUGUGGACUUGAACUAUGUAUGUUUUACUGUAUUUCUGUGUGUAAAAGUAAUCAUACAAAGAUCUUUUGCCACAAUUCUGGUAAUGUAAAUGCAUACAAAUAACGCUCACCAAACUACACAGAGUUCUAUAUUCCAAAAUAAUCCCAAAGAAGUUUGAUGUCAGAACUUACCCAGAUCUGAUAUUUUCAAACCUGGAAACAGACCAAUCGAUAUUUGGGGGCUCUGAUGGGAAUUUGUAUAAAGCAUUACUCUUUUUCAAUAAAUUGUU
This is a messenger RNA of Peromyscus californicus insignis, 3251 nucleotides long. RefSeq names its product claudin 1 (gene Cldn1). Gene Ontology annotation, biological process: bicellular tight junction assembly; cell adhesion. Lineage: Eukaryota; Metazoa; Chordata; Mammalia; Rodentia; Cricetidae. The transcript is spliced from 4 exons. Gene Ontology annotation, cellular component: plasma membrane; bicellular tight junction. The coding region runs from base 275 to 910 and encodes 211 amino acids. The record is from RefSeq and is a predicted model, not a curated record. Gene Ontology annotation, molecular function: structural molecule activity.